GGCCGGCGGUUCAGUUUCAGUGUCGCUCUGACUGCCGGCGCUGUUUGUUCUUUUGCGCGCGCUCUGAGCCGCGGUUGUCGUGCCGCCUCUUUUGCCGCCCGCCGCCGCCCUGCCAUGGGCCUUCGGCCGCCCGCCGCCCUUCUCGGCUAGACCGCCCCAGCAUGGCCCUGCUCACCUGGACGCUCAUCGCGGUGUUCCUGCUGUGCAGCAGCCACCGGCACCUGACCCACGUUAACGGCCUAGGGUCAGUGGCCGGCUCUCCAGGACCCCCGCUUCAGUCAAUGGAUUUAUUAGGCGCUAUGGGAUUGUCUAACGUAUCAUGGACGGGAAUCUCUUUGGCUCCCGGUUACCUCAAAGGCAAGCCGGCCUACCUUUUGGAAGGCAACAGACACGAUCUUAGGCUACCUUCGGAUGCUUUUCGGGAAGCUGCCGCCCUUUUGCGUGGCGGCUCCGAAUUUACGAUUGGUGCCUGGCUUCGACAGGAAAUUGAAAAUACGGGUACAAUUUUUAGUGUUUCGAAUGGUCCUAUCAGAUUUUUAGAGGUACAGUCAAGCGGUCGCAGAAAUGAAAUCCGGCUACACUACACAUCUCUCCAAGACAGACGAAUAUACAUGGAGAGUUUCCAUUAUCGUCUGGCUGAUAACAUGUGGCACCAUUUAGCGGUCACUGUUAGCGGCUCUCAAGUCGAAGUUUUGGUGGAUUGUCAUCCACUUUACAAAACGGUUCUCAGGCCAGGACAGCCUGAUAGAAACGUCACUGAUCAUCACCAGAUCUGGGUUGGUCAGAGGCAUAAUCAUUACUUCUUUAAGGGUUUUUUACAAGACGUGAGAUUAAUAGAGGGCUCCCAUGGAGUCUUGGCUGUGUGUCCUCAACUGGACGUGACGUGUCCCACCUGCGGACAAUUCCUGAUUGUUCAGACUGCUGUACAGAAUUUAGAACGCAAACUCCUGGAGCUAUCGCAAAGGGUAGCACACGCAGAAUUGCGAUUAACCAGAGUGGAAGACUGUGACUGUCAGAAAUCCUGCAAAUCGAACGACACCAUCCAUGCCGAUGGAUCAACUUGGCAAACCGGGUGCAAAGUAUGCUCAUGUAAGGGAGGCAACAUUUCGUGCCACCCGGUCGAAUGUGCACCCACUGAUUGCAAACACCCGGUAUUUUUGGAUGGAGUAUGCUGCCAAACUUGCCUAAAACAGUGUUAUUUUAAUGGGGUGAUGUACGACCACGACGAAGUAGUCACAGUGGAAAAGUGUAAGGACUGCAAAUGUGUGGACGGUUCGAUGGACUGUAAAGUGUACGAUCCGAGAGACUGUCCGGAACUAAAUUGUGCUCUCGAUCAGCAGAUUCGUGUUUCUGGCAGCUGCUGUCCAAUUUGUAAAGGAGUCGACUAUUGUGCCAAGGGUCAGUUCUGCCACUCUAACGCUACCUGCCGCAACUUGCAAACUACUUACGCUUGUCAAUGUGACCAAGGCUUUAGGGGAGAUGGACGAGUGUGUACUGAUAUAGAUGAAUGCCAGCAAGAAGGAGGCCGAGAAGGCCAUCAUUGCCACUCCAACACCCAUUGCGUAAAUACGCCCGGCUCGUACGAGUGCCACUGUCUGGAUGGGUACGUGCGAGUGGAUCGCUUCAACUGUGCUGAGCUGGAUGAAUGUUCAACAGGCGCCCACAAUUGCCAUUUGAAUGCAGACUGUGUCAACACUGAGGGCAGCUACAAGUGCCAAUGCAGAGACGGGUAUGAAGGAGAUGGAUACCAAUGCACUCCGAUUUGUACACCAGGAUGCCUAAACGGAGGUGUGUGCCUCAAGCCAGGCCAAUGCUCAUGCCCAGGAGGGUACACUGGAACCUCAUGCGAAAGAGAUUUGGAUGAAUGCGCUACCAAUGCGCAUAGAUGCACCAAUUCCUCCACAUGCAUCAACAUGAUGGGUUGGUACUAUUGCCAAUGCAAACAUGGCUAUGAAGGACCAGUACCAGACAACAACCUUGGAACUUCAUGCGUGGAUAUCGAUGAAUGCGAAGAAUCUCACCACACCUGCCAUUCAUCGGCUCAAUGCGUGAACAAAGACGGAGGCUUCGAGUGUUCAUGUCCACGAGAAUCGGUCGAUUGUCGAUACAGUUGCGUCUAUGAAGACCGGGAAGUCGCCCAUGGAAUUACGGUUCAAUCGAAGUUCAAUCCUUGUAUGAGUUGCACGUGUAAAAAAGGCGUAAUCAGUUGCGAGCAACCGAAAUGCGACUGCACCAAAUCCUCCUCGGAUGCAUGCUGUCCUCAAUGCGACUCCAGACAUGCUUGCAGACAUCAGGAAUUGAAUGAUGUUUUGUUUAUGCAUGGCGAAAGAUGGUCCUACCAGUGUCAAACCUGCGAAUGUCUCUUCGGUGAAAUCGACUGCUGGGAGUUAAAAUGCCCACCACUGAUCUGCUCCAACCCCAUUCAUUCACCAGGCGACUGUUGUCCUCAUUGCGGAGAUUUAUGCUCCCUGGGAAACUACUCAUCAAACUUCGGAAGCAACUGUACAUUGAAAAGCGUCAUGUAUCAGUCGGGUUCGGAAUUUUUGGACCCCGAAGAUCCGUGCGUUACUUGCAAAUGCAAGGUGCCGUUCUGCGCAGAAUUGGACGGGCAACUAUGCUGCAAUGUUAAUUACCAUUGCGGCAACUUUGCAGCGAUGGGCUACGAUGGAGUGGUUGCCUCCAAUGAACCGCUUAGUUCGACGACUGUUUCGGUACGUAUCGCUUCCGGCCAAGCUGCUUCUUCGAGCAUUGUUCGUCGACCUAGAGACACUUCUAACAAUAUCGUUUCUGCAACACUUCAAGUCCCUUCGAGUGCGACGCCCUUAUCUAGACAUGUUAUUGAUAAUAGUGCCGGUAAAUCUAUGUUUGCGCGUAAGUCAGCUACGGCUCCGGCCCCUUUCGGACUUUGGAAGAAAGGUAGCAAGUCUGAGAUGUUCGGUAAUGGACGCUUGGGAAGUGACAAAAAAUACUGGCAGUUUGAUCAGAUGCCACCACCAGGCGGCUGAAGCUUGUCCGCGAAGAGCCCGGGGAAAAGCGCUGUUGGGUGUUUUGUAGCAGGAUACGAUUCGAAAUGACUGGAAUCUCUUCUUGGUCAAUUUUGACGGUUGUUAGGGAAAAAAGGCUGAAAUGAGUAUUAUAGGUAACCUUAAUAAAUAAAUGAUGGCCAAUAUGCGGUUUUGCAUUUCAAUUUCAAGUCAAUAGACUUAAUGCUACAAUACGCGUUAAUCGUCGAGUACACUGCUUGUAAAUGUUGUAUUUAGAAUUGGGAGAAACAAACAACGAUUUUUAACUAUUUAGAAUUAAACUAAUAGCCAAAUUGCAUCAGACAGGAACAUCGUCUGGCAUAAAUGCUGUAACUUUAGUUCCUAGACAACAACAGAAUUUUCUAUGUAAAAACACAUUCUUUAAGUCUUUUCAGGUUUUAAUUAGUUUACUGAGUAAAUCGGUGAAGAUUUAUCAUAUAUAUAAGCUUAAGCUGUAAAAACUAUAAUUUUUUUAUAGCAGCUUCAAUGUUGAUGAUUUUUAAUAUCUUGUGUAAGUAAACAAAUAUGUAUAAAAAACCAACGAUUAAUAAAAUACUGUUAACUAGAAGGUAAAGCGUAUUUUGGAAAAUUUGAAGAAGGUUCAAGAUAGAAAACCGUCGAUUUUUAUCGACAACAACAACACAUCAUCAAGUUCAUACAACAGCCUUUAAAGCUUCAUAAAACAAUUUGUAAUCCAUCGCUAUUUUUUCAAUUGCAUUCAUUAAAAAAUGGUGGGCCACUUUUGCAAUUUUAUCAAAAACUGGCUAAUUUUCGAGCUUUGUUACCAGAGAAAUGUCAUCUAACCCGCGUAACCUUUUCCAUUCAACUAAUAAGAAAAAUGCGCCUAUGCACCAUCAAGAGUUUUACAUAUACUUUGCAAAAAUCCCUAUUUAGUUUGUGUAAAAUAAAUACUUUUAUAGUUGCACAUUUCCUGCUAUUGCUUUAGAACCGUCUGGAAACUCUCAUGUUUAGUACUGUCGUUCAGGAGGAACUCUUAAUAUGAACAAACUUUCUUAAUAUAAGCAAAUCAUUUGAACGAAGUUGUAAAAUAGUCCUUAUUUGUAACAGCAAAAUUACCAAAAUUCACACAUUGAUAGUCUACUCUUUCUGCUCAUUGAUUAUCCCGUUCCUCCUGCUUAUUAAGUAAAUUCUAGUAAAAUUUUAGCAGAAAAGCAAAAUUUUUUAUUUUUUUGCCACAAGAAUACGGUAGAAGAAAUUUGAAAAACACAGAUAGUAGUACGUGGAAAAUUAGGCAAAUAUUUUUAAAACGUCUUAUCUAGUUUCGUCUAUUUUUUUAUAUUUUCAAUAUUUAUAUGUCAAUUUUCUUAUUUUCUUUUGAAUUGUCACUUGUCAAUUCCACCUCCCAACACAUCAUUAGUUUUUACAUCUUUUGAUUUAAAUAAUUAAAAAAUACUGCAUUCAAGCAGUUACAAGUUCGUUUAUAGACUUUUCCCAAAAAUCGUAAACAAAAAACAAAUCAACAUACAGAUGUUAUAAGACAAGCACCAACGAAAAUAUGCAUCAAAGUGAUUUCAAUUAAAAACAAAAUUUGAAAACCAAAUAAGUUGCAAAAGUUACAUUUUCCAGUAACAAGUAUUUGGAAAAAACGUCUUAAUACUGAACCGUACAUAAAUGUUUGUGAUGUGCAAUGCUUAUAAUUUUAACAGUUGCCUUUCUUCACAUAGAAUAAAUAAUGUUAAUAUGAGAAUAUCGAAUGCUUCGGAGGCCAGUUGAUUCCAAUUAUACCUCACCUAGUAAUUUAUUAUCAAAUUUUUCACUUGUAAAAGUUCAAGUUAGAUUAUUGUGUCUAUUGUCUGUUUAAUUACAAAAUGUCCGUCGAAUUUAAAACGUUUUCUACAUUCUAGGCGUUGCUGCUGAUAGGCCAUAAAUUAAUUCAAACCCGGCAAAGUGUUGCAAUCAAUGUCUUGUUGUUAAAACGUAUAGUUUGUUAAAACCAGCUUUUCAUAGCCGAAACUAUUAGUAAUCACAUGAUAAUAAAACCUUACCCUACCUUACAGUACCAUGCCUAAAGUAUACAAUUAAUUAAACUUUGGAAAGACAAUAAUAAACUAAUGUUAGAAUAUUAAAUUUUGUGCAGAAAUAUGUGGCCUAUUUAUGAGGUUCAGUUUUAGUGAACCAGUCUGUAUUUUUAAUUUACUUUUAAGCUUGUUGUAAAUAAAUGUAUCGCCUUCUUAGAAGAGUUAGCCUAUACUGUUGAAAUUCAAUAUUGAUAUCAAUUGCUCAGUUUGAAACAGCAAAUUACCUCAGAUUGGUUCUCAGUAGUUUCUUGACAAUUUAUAAUUGAUAAUCGGAAACGUUUGCUGCUUCAAAUAGCUCAAUAUUCAUAAGAUUCAUGUUUUAUAUAAGUAACCUAGCUAGAUUAGAGUAUGUAUAUUGGAGGCUGCAAAAUUUCUAAACCGCAUCGUCACACGUUUAGACCGAAUUGGACACAUUUUUUAAUAAAAUCAAUUAUGUGGUUUGAUGGAUAGGAAUUCCUAAUUGUUGUAGCUAAAUAUACACCAUUAUACAUUAAUGCAUUUUUUCGUUUGCUGUUUGAUGUCAUCUCUCCUGUUAAGCAUUGUAUAUUAGAUAUUGUAAAAACACUUAGGAUUAGUUAAUUUAAUACUGUUUAGUGUCGUAAUAAUGGUGGAUAAUGCGUAUCGUGACCCACAAGAUGUUUAUCUAAAUCCGCAAAGUAGAGUCUUGUGAAAAUAUUAUUCGAUUUUUCCCCAAUUAGGUUUAAAUUUUUAAGAUAGCAUAAUAUUCUGAAUACUUUCUAAAUCGUUAAGUAAGCCAUUAGUUAAUUUUUAUGUUGGAAAAAAUUUAUAUGUAUAUUCCUGCAACGGAAACGGUAAGUUUUACGGUUAAAAUGCACCGAUACGCAUUUACAAAAAAAAUAUAUUUAACCCACCCCUGAUCCACUCACUGAUUAACUCAAUGAUAGAAAAUAUUAUAAGGCUUUAUUUUGUAUCAAGGCUUAAUGAUUGGGUAGAAAAAGAAUUAAAUAUUGUCUUCCUACAUUUCCACUUUUCCUGUUUUUGUCGAAGUUUAUGCGCACAUUUAUAAAUGACGUGUGGAAAAACGAAAAAAAAAAAGAAAAAUUAAAUUAUCGAUGUUAAUUAAUUAAAUUAAUCAAUCAGGGAAUGAUGGAAAGCAACGGGUUUCGAAUUGGUAAACAUGAGCCUCAAAAACUAAAGUGUCCACAACAUAUUGAAUGAAAUCGGACUGAAAACGCGUUUCGCUAGAUUUCAAAUAAAACGCGAAAUCUCACUGAUGUUGCUGUUUAAGCGAAGACCAAAAGUACAACUUGUUAAGCAUUAAUCAUAAUUGCUUUCUCUGAAAUUCAUUAAUUAAUUACUCUAAUAGUCAGCAAUGCGAUUUUGCAUGAACGUUGGUUCUUCAUCUAAUUGCGAUGAUUGAUAAAUCCGCUCAGUUCAUUAAUAUAAAUUACUUUUGAAGUUGCGCAAGCAUUUUUUAUGGGCUUCCACUUGAUGCAGUUGAAAUAGAUAAUUUCUUUAGUCUUCCGCACAUUUUAACUUUAUAUCUGAUACAUUUGAAACUAGUUGUCAUGUUUUAUUGAUUCACUCAAUUUUUUAAAUUUGCGUUGGCUUAAUAAAAACUAGUUGUCCAAUUUUUUUACGCAACUGAUAAAGUUAAGUAAUAAAAUCGGGAAGAUAAUCUACAUGUAAUAUCAUAAUGAAGUUGCUCUUUAGAAAAACCUUUAUAAUACUACUGUGUUAAAAUUUUGAGGAACUUUUUUUAACUGAUUAUGGAAUUACCAGAUUACCAAUAACAUAAUAAAAAAUCUAGUACAGAACGAAACUUAUAAAUGAUGAAUUAUUAUUACUAGUAAUCAGUGACUUAUUUAAUGAUGAUGAGCCUGAAAAAAAUAAAGCCUUAGAUAUCGUAAAUGUAUAGGCAUAACACGGCAAAGUUAAUUAACUAAUACAAAAUGAUGAGUAUAGCGCGAAAAUUGGCUCUAAAAGCGACCGCCGCACAAGUUUCACUUACUUUCUAAGAAAAAUUAUAUAAAAACUUACAAAACAAAUA
Messenger RNA from Dendroctonus ponderosae (mountain pine beetle), 7073 nucleotides. RefSeq names its product protein kinase C-binding protein NELL1. Bases 162 to 3005 code for a protein of 947 amino acids. Lineage: Eukaryota; Metazoa; Arthropoda; Insecta; Coleoptera; Curculionidae. The record is from RefSeq and is a predicted model, not a curated record. Gene Ontology annotation, molecular function: protein binding; calcium ion binding. The transcript has 15 exons.